AUGGGCGCUGAGAUCAAUUCGAGAGAUCUCGAUGGCUCAUCGCCUCUCCAUCAGGCGUCUACCAACGCUGACGAAGAAACUGCCAAGUUGCUCAUACUGAAAGGCGCCGAUGUCAAUGCGGUGGACGGGUAUAAUGCAACACCCCUAUACCGCGCCGCAGAGGCGGGGGACGAAGCAGUCACCCAGCUUCUUCUCGAUGCAAAUGCCGAUCUACUUGCCAAGAACAGUUAUCUCCAAACAGCUUUACAUAAAGCAGCUGAUAGAGGACAUCUUGCCAUAGUGGACUUGCUCCUUCAGCAUGGCGCAGAUGUCAAAGCGAAAGAUCACUACGGAUACACGCCAUUCUAUCGUGCUGCCGACCAAGGACAUGAAGAUGUGGCAAGACUAUUGCAAGCUUUCACCCGACGAGGUUGA
This is a messenger RNA of Trichoderma gamsii, 414 nucleotides long. RefSeq lists its product as hypothetical. NCBI's taxonomy places the organism in Eukaryota, Fungi, Ascomycota, Sordariomycetes, Hypocreales, Hypocreaceae. Gene Ontology annotation, molecular function: protein binding. The coding region runs from base 1 to 414 and encodes 137 amino acids. The transcript has a single exon. The record is from RefSeq and is a predicted model, not a curated record.